Messenger RNA from Eublepharis macularius, 4733 nucleotides. RefSeq names its product dual specificity phosphatase 11 (gene DUSP11). The transcript is spliced from 10 exons. Gene Ontology annotation, molecular function: protein tyrosine/serine/threonine phosphatase activity; polynucleotide 5'-phosphatase activity. Gene Ontology annotation, biological process: protein dephosphorylation. NCBI's taxonomy places the organism in Eukaryota, Metazoa, Chordata, Lepidosauria, Squamata, Eublepharidae. Bases 81 to 1157 code for a protein of 358 amino acids. The record is from RefSeq and is a predicted model, not a curated record.
GUUGUGCUUUGCCGGCUGGUCUGUAGGGGUCGCUGCCGGGAGCUUAGGAAGGCCGGCGCGGAAGCGCCCGUAGGGACGUGAUGACGUUUUUAGAGCGCUUGGGGAGGGCGGCGGCGCGUCGUCUGUGUGAGAACCGGAAACACCUGGAUGGUGGGGUAACCCGAGCGGUGGACAGCGGAGCCAUGGGCAAGGGGAAAUCGAGCAUCCCGGACAGAUGGACUCAUUACCUACCUCUUGGAAAAAGGAUAUCUGGGACGCGCUUUAUUGCUUUCAAAGUUCCUCUUAAACAGAGUUUUGAAUGGAGACUUGCCCCAAAUGAGCGUUUUUCUCCAUUAGACCUUGUUAAUCAAAUUAGAGAGCAGAAAGAAGAACUUGGCUUGAUCAUUGAUUUAACAUAUACUGCUCGCUAUUAUGAGCCAGAGGAGCUACCAGAUAGACUGCAGCAUUGUAAGAUUAUGACAGUUGGACAUGAAAUACCAGAUAACGAGACAGUUGUUAAAUUCAAAAGUGUUGUGAAGCAGUUCUUGAUGGAGAACCAACAUAAUGAUAAACUUAUUGGAGUUCACUGCACGCAUGGCUUGAAUCGAACUGGUUACCUUGUUUGCAGGUACCUAAUUGAUGUUGAAGGAAUGGAUCCAAACAUGGCAAUAGAAUUGUUUAAUAGAUGCAGAGGGCAUUCUAUAGAGAGGAAGAACUAUAUCAGCGACCUUAGAAGAGGACCUGUCCACAGGAAUCAUCAUGCAGCUGACUCAGGAUAUGGUUGGAUGAAUAAAGGACACUUCAGACCUGCACACGACUCUGGUUUUCAAGCAGCUGACUAUAACCCACGAAAUGUGCAAGAGUUUGCAUUGCAACAUCAAAGGCACUUCCGUGGUAGAAGAGGAAGGGAUGGACAAAACUCAUACAGAAGACGUUCUAGUAAGAACCCAAUCAUCCCCACCUAUUACGACGAAGAUCAGUCUGCUUACGGUCCUUGGUAUCCCCCUGCAUCUGACACCAUCCAGCAAAGAUGGAGUCACAGUAGAAGACACGACAAGUGGUUUGAUUCACCUCACCAUCCCCAUUUGCAGCAAUAUGAAUCCUCUUUUCCAAUGCAAAACCCUCAUUAUCCUCUCCAGCAAGGAAGAUACAACACAGACAGACAUAACUUUUAUUGAUGGGAUUGCAGUUGGCAAAGAGGACAGUAAUGGAAGAACUACUCUUUCUUAUUUAUUAUUCAGUCAUCCAGUGGUAACCUGCUGGCUGUGUUAAAUCAUCGCUGGGUUGCUGCUGUAAAGCCAGAUGUCAUUUAGGUGAUAAGAGCAGUGAAAUAUUAAGUUGUCCCUAUGGGUUGAUCUUUUAAAAUAUGAAAUAAAGUAUAUUUGGGACAUACAUGCCACCCUGCUCGGGAAACUUUUUUUUUUGGAUAUUAUGUUUGAAAUGUAAUUGUGUUCAAUAAAGAUUAUCUUCCUAUACAACUCUUGAACAUUGUGCCACAACAUGUCCAGAAUAUGGAGCAGGUUUGGUUCUUGUUCUGAAAUAAUUUUUUUCCUCAUAACACAAAGAAUCCAGUUGGUAACCAGAGUACAGAAUUUGGUUCAUCUGUUACCACUGUAGCUCAAGAAAUUCUUCCUAUAAUGGCCAGUUCCUAGAAAAGAAGUAAUAACACUGUUGUGUCAGUCUGUUUCACAGAUUACUGAAGCAUGGGAGAUGGGUCCCAAGUCACAUGGAAGAAACUCUAAGCCUGCAUAAGUAAUUAUGAAUCAGGGCUGAAGAAUUCUUACAAGUUGGGUUUGGAUUUUCCAUAAGGAAAAAUUUGGAUAGAAAUCCUGUCACUCAUAUCUCCCCCACUCUUUUUGUGUGUAUUGCUUUGUUUGGUCUAGCAUCGUUUGAUUCACUUGUUUGGGACACCUAAAACUAAUUCCUUCUACACACUAUACUAUUCCUACCAUGAAGCAAAGUGAGAUAUCUUGGAUGCUAUUAAGACAGGGGUGGGCAAUUGUUUUGGCUCGGGGGCCACUUUGUGGGAGCAGAGGUUAGCGGAGAGCCGCACCUUUUAAAAUGAUUGCAUUCAUUAGUUAACUUUGCAUUUCAGAAAAGGUAUAAAUUGUAUCAUAAAAAUCAAUAAAUAUAAAUUAAAUAAAAUAGUGGUAGUUUUAUUCAAUUUAUUUAUUGUGCUAAUUUCAUAUCAUCUAUAGCUGCAAGCACAUCUAAUUCUAGAAUCAGUGUAAUGAGACAAAUGUAGGAAUGAAGGAAAUGAAGGAAAUCUCAGUUCAAGGCAGAUUUUUCUGACUGUCUUGGCGGGCCACAAACAACUCUGUAGCGGGCCGCAUGUGGCCUGCGGGCCGCAAUUUGCCCACCCCUGUAUUAAGCAGCAUGGAAGGCAGAAAGAUGUGACCUGGUUCAGUACCUGUGGGAAAUUCUGCUACACAAGCUUGAUUGAAAUAAAUCAAUGAGACUUAAGACUGUGCAGUCAAAUAAUAAAGAAUCUAAAUCCAACCAGAACAUCAUGUUUUUUUUUAAUACAACUUCCUGGAGCACAGUAAUUGCUAACAUUUAGUAACAAUUGCAAACAUUCUGAUCUACUAUAUUAGCUCCUUAUUGUCUGCUUUUGGUUCUCUAGGUAGCAUGAGGGGCAGUGUGUGUGGAGGGGGGACAAAUACUUCUGGUUGUACAAUAGCCAUAUCAGGUUCUUGUCAAUGCUGCUGGUGAACAGGAUGAUCACAACUGACAUUUCUGUUGCAUGAUGCUUCCACUUUUCCUGAUUGUUGAGCCGUCUCUGUGGCUGAAGAAAGGCUCUUUGUGCAUAAGCUUAACAGGAGAUGGUGCUUGUUAGGCAAGAGCAAAGCUUUGUUUGCUGUUUGUAUAAAUACAGGUAGACGCUGAAGUGACAUUUAACUCCUACUGAUAAUCAUGUCUGUCAUGGACAAAGACAAAAGCCAAUCCUAAACACCCCAAUCAGUAAUAAAAAUAGACCCCAUUGGACAAAAGGAGGUAAAUUUUGCUGACUCCCUACCUUACCCAACAUAAUUCUGACACCAGAAAAUUGCUGCUAUGAACCAAAGUACUGCAAUGAUGAUGGACAGGGAUUUUAAUUCCCCUUCAUCCAUGUGUUCUUUUUGGGGCUAAAGAUGCAUGUGCUAACGCACAAAGUCUCCAUAUCCUAGCAGGCAAAGAGCCGAAACUUGUAUGCAAUGUCAUCAUGUCUCUUUGGGCUUGUUCUGCAAGGUAGAUUUUUUUUAAAAAACCUAUUAAAUAGCAAUGUUUUCUCUUAUUUGUCUGCUACUUGGCUGGAGAAGGAUAGGUAGAGCAAGGGGCACAAUCCCUGAGAAAUACAUCUCAAUUGAAUCAGCAAAGUGGGCUAACCCCUGGGAAUAUUUUGUAUUAAAGCAAAUUGAAAGUAAUCCUGAUUUGAUAUGUACUAAUAUUACAGAUAUUAAUUACUAAUAUUAUGUACUAAUAUUACAGGAGCCCUGUGGCACAGAGUGGUAAGCUGCAGUACUGCAGCCCAAGCUCUGCUCAAGUCCUGAGUCUGAUUCUGGCAGAAGCUGGGAUCUGGUAGCCAGCUCAAGGUUGACUCAGCCUUCCCUCCUUCCGAGGUCAGUAAAAUGAGUACCCAGUUGCCUGGGGGUAAAGUGUAGAUGACUGGGGAAGGCUAUGGCAAACCACCCCAUAACAGAAGUCUGCCAAGAAAAAGUCGUGAUGCGAUGUCCCCCCCCCCCCAUGGGUAAGUAAUGACUCGGUGACUGGCUACUUUUACCUUUUAAUAUUACAGAAACUAAAUCAUUUUUAAGAAGCAAAAAUCAGAUUUUUUGGUCACCUCUGUAAGGCUUGUGUAGGAGAACUUUUGGAUGGAUUUGCUGCCCUGUAAAUGAGUGGGCACCCACUUCCUGUCUCUGAAAUAAAUUUUGUUUGCAAAUCGUGGUCUUAGUUUAGCAGCUGCGGCUUGAAGUAUACAAAUAUGCAAAUUAGACCAGUCGCUGUAAAUAUAAUAUGCAACCCUCAGGAAAAUGUGUGCUCAUGCAAGGGAAACUUUCUAAUUUGCCUUUUUUAGGCACUUGCUUAAAAAUAUUUUCCUUUAAGCCAAAGACCUAAAUUAAGGAGCAAAAAGGGGCAGCUCCCUAUGGGGGUAGGGGGUGGGGAAAGCAUGGCUUGUUCAGACUGUCAAUGCUGUGUGCUCCAGAGGCACUGGAAAACGCUCACCGGUCCCUGUAUGGCUUGGCACAAAUAUAAACUGGGGUCUUCCUCUACUGUAUUACGGUAUGUACUGUACAAGCAUAACAACAACUAGGGCAGAGAUUGUUCAUCAGCAAACAUGAAACUUCUUUAUCUGCUAUGUUACAGUCCACGAAAAGCAAAACAGAUUGAUUCAAUCUAGAUCACUUGUGAUCUAACGCAAAGUAUUUGUAAGAAAAAUGUCCAAUGUAAAUCUAUCGUAUGUGAUAUUUCCUAAACACGAGUACAGUAUGAUUUGAUAUUCAAGCAUAUUAUGUCUGCUUAGUGACAAGAAACUAAAACUUAACAGAUUUGUUUGGUGCUGCCUAUGCAGCAAGGACAUUAAGCAGCAUCAAUUACUUAAAGGUGGAAUUAGUAGUCCUAGUUUGUAGGCUAAGGCCCCAGAAUUUUCCAGAAGUAAGGGUUCUGGGCAGAACAGUAUUUUUUGUGACAUGGAGAGUCAAUAGCCAUGCUAUCUGUUUGCUAACUAUAACCUAGUAACUUGUUACAACCCUUGAGGUUUUCUUUUGCAUAAUAAA